This is a messenger RNA of Pseudogymnoascus verrucosus, 1724 nucleotides long. RefSeq lists its product as uncharacterized. Gene Ontology annotation, biological process: inosine biosynthetic process; adenosine catabolic process. The coding region runs from base 509 to 1528 and encodes 339 amino acids. Lineage: Eukaryota; Fungi; Ascomycota; Leotiomycetes; Thelebolales; Thelebolaceae. Gene Ontology annotation, molecular function: adenosine deaminase activity. The transcript is spliced from 4 exons. The record is from RefSeq and is a predicted model, not a curated record.
GUAUGGGGGGAAAAAACAUUAAAUAGUCGCGCGGCAACAGUGCAGAAUCCAAAUGCACGAUUUGUACGGUGCCUUUCUGUCUCAGACCGAUCCUGUCCUCUCAUCCUACCACGUCGAAAUGGUAGCAGGAGACUCGAUGCAUCGUUCCCUACCCCACAAUUAACUGCAGCUACUAAACCAACCAUCCCCACAAGAAGAGACGAACUGACUGAUCAAAUCCACAUAAUCUGGCCUUAUUAGUGCUUUUUUGUUCCUCAGGGGGUUGUUAUUCCAGAACAGUUAUAGGAUACUGCAGUCACUUGCAUGACCCUAGUACAUCUCAGUCUCCCGUCGCUGGUUGCCGAAUUCGUAUUAUCCAGCGCAUGGGUAUGUAGCGGUUUAUGCGAUUCUCUCCCAUCCAACACUUUUGCCACCCAGAGCCAGCCGAGGCAUUGCCCCUUAUCACAUCGCCUUUACCCAGUCUAUACAUAGUCGGUAGUGGCCAGUGAGGCUGUUGUACUCUCUAGACAUGGAUCCUUUACAUGGCUUGGACGCCAAGUCCAUGCCAAAGAUUGAACUACACGCCCAUUUAAGUGGCAGUAUCAGCCCGACUUGCCUUCACGAAAUAUGGCUAUCCAAAAAGCAACGUGAUGCAGACGGAGCCGCGGGUAUCUCUGACCCUCUUCAGGUGCUGGAUCCGAGCAAAGCCUUCGACUUGGUAACCUUCUUCCCUCUGUUCUCGAAGUAUAUCUACGAGCUAUGCAACGAUGCGGAAAGCAUAUCAUAUUCUACCAAAUCUGUCCUUCAAGACUUCCAGGACGAUGGCGUGGUCUACCUUGAGCUGCGAACAACGCCACGUCUCAUCAAGCAAGCGGGAAUUACCAAGGAAGCUUAUGUGCAACUCGUGCUUUCGACCAUCUCAAGCUUUGAAUCGCCAACGAUGGUUACCAAACUAAUACUAUCCAUCGACCGCCGGAACUCCGAAGAAGAAGCAUCUGAGGUCGUUGACCUAGCUCUCCGGUACAGAGACCAAGGAGUCGUUGGCGUUGAUCUCUGCGGUGAUCCCGCAAAGGGCAAUGUCGAGAUAUUCCGGUCUGCCUUCGCAAGGGCCAAAGAAAAUGGCCUCAAAACCACUAUCCACUUCGCAGAAGCUCCCCAAUCUUCCACUGAGCACGAGCUCCGUACUUUGCUUUCCUUCGGACCAGAUCGCAUCGGGCAUGUUAUUCACGUCCCGGAUGAUAUCAAGGAGGUUAUCAUUGAGCGGAAACUGGGCCUGGAGCUAUGCUUGAGCUGUAAUGUCAAGUUUGGAAUGAUAUCGGGGAGCUUCGCGGAUCACCAUUUCAUGUAUUGGAAAGGCACGGGGUGCCCAAUAACACUUUGCACCGAUGAUGUUGGGGUUGUUGGCAGUGCUUUGUCGAAUGAAUAUGCCCUGACUGCUGAGCACUUUGGCUUGGAGCCCAAGGAGGUCUAUGAGCUCGCUCGAAGUGGGAUUGAGACGAUAUUUGGUGGUGAUGAUGAAAUGGACAAACUGCGAAAACUGAUGUGGUAGUAAUACUCAGUUGCUUUUAAGCAUCCAGUUUAUUUCCAGCGAAUAUCAGUCCCUUAGUUGUUUUCCUUGCAAUACGUGCACGUCUGCCUUGCAUUCUGGCUCGGAAAUUGAGGGGUAGUGAGACCAGGCAGAAUGUACCAGUCACGCUUUCACGGAAUAACAACUUAUCAUAAGCAAUAUCUGAAGAAUCUUUGAG